Molecule: messenger RNA, 1392 nt
Organism: Saccostrea cuccullata (small rock oyster)
Lineage: Eukaryota; Metazoa; Mollusca; Bivalvia; Ostreida; Ostreidae
Product: WD repeat-containing protein 46-like
Exons: 8
Coding region: 70-1392 (440 amino acids)
Biological process (GO): maturation of SSU-rRNA from tricistronic rRNA transcript (SSU-rRNA, 5.8S rRNA, LSU-rRNA)
Cellular component (GO): nucleolus; small-subunit processome; 90S preribosome
Molecular function (GO): protein binding
Source: RefSeq, a predicted model, not a curated record
CAACAGCACAGCUGUAAAAGCAAUUUACCUUCUUCCUCUUCCCAAAUCUAAGGAAUAUUGCUCAGACUAAUGGAUACUACAAAAUCAGAUGGUGUGGUGAAAGAAGGGAUUGAUGGUGAAAUAUCCAAGUUGGGCAAAGAAAACUCUAACCAAACGAAAAAGUCCAUAAAAAAAUUUCGUAAAAAACUUAUUAAAGACUUUCAAAAAAGGAAGGCCCAGUUUAAGCAGCGAAAGGAGAAGAGGAAACAAAGAAAGGAUGGGACCUGUGAAGAACAGCGAACAGAAUCUAAAGACAUCAGUGACAACAAACAACCAUCAGAUAAACUGAGAGACAAACAACUGUCAAAUAAAGUGAGAGAUGAGCAACCAUCAGAUACAGUCAGAUACAAACAACCAACAGAGAAAGUGAAAAACAAACUGAAAAGUAAAGUACAGAAAGAUGGACCUCAUAAAGAUGUUAAAAGACUUCAACACGGCCCAAGGAAGGACUCUAAAGCAUCCAAAAAAGACAGCAAUGUGAAUAAGAAAUCACACAAAGGACCUAGAGAAUUUAGAAAAGAUGAAUACCCAGGAGAUGCACCUGUAUCCAAAAAGUUAAUGUCAAAAUAUCAGAGAGGAAAACAGAUGCAAACAAAAGGAACACGUACCUUCCAUGGACAUGUUAAACUGGUUCAAAAUGAAAAGAAGUUAAAAAUGGCAGUAAAACAGGCAGCUCGAUCAGAACGCCUCUUACAAGAAGAGCCCGGUUUUCUGAUACCGGAGGAUGGAGAGAGCACCACUAAUGUCAGUCAGUCUGACAUUGUCCAGUCAGUAGACAUAACAACAGCUCAGAAACAUUUCAAUCUGGACCUUCCACAAUUUGGCCCAUACAAGUUGCAGUACACCAGGAAUGGGAAAUAUCUAUUAAUAGCUGGGAGCAAAGGUCAUGUAGCAGCUAUGGAUUGGCUGACAAAGAGAUUGCUGUGUGAAGUUAAUGUCAUGGAAACAGUCAGAGACAUAAGGUGGCUUCAUCAGGAGACAAUGUUUGCUGUUGCCCAGAAGGAGUGGACCUAUGUGUAUGACAAUCAGGGGAUAGAGUUACACUGUCUGAAGCAGCUACAUGAGGUUCUCAGGCUGGAGUUUCUCCCCUACCACUUCCUCCUGGCCAGCUCGAAUGUCAAUGGUUACCUGUACUGGUUGGAUGUCUCGGUGGGUCAGAAGGUCGCCGGACACAGCACUGGUCUGGGCAGGCUGGACGUCAUGUGUCAGAAUCCUCACAAUGCCAUCAUCUGCCUCGGACAUCCCGGAGGAAGUGUGACGAUGUGGUCGCCUAAUGUUAAUGAGCCUCUGGUGAAGAUGCUUUGUCACGGUGCUGCAGUCAGAUCCAUAGCUGUGGAUUCUAGUGGAAUGUGA